Ruditapes philippinarum (Manila clam) is the source of this 4498-nucleotide messenger RNA. RefSeq lists its product as uncharacterized. Gene Ontology annotation, cellular component: plant-type cell wall. Gene Ontology annotation, biological process: xylan catabolic process; arabinan catabolic process. The coding region runs from base 124 to 2319 and encodes 731 amino acids. The record is from RefSeq and is a predicted model, not a curated record. The transcript has 13 exons. Lineage: Eukaryota; Metazoa; Mollusca; Bivalvia; Venerida; Veneridae. Gene Ontology annotation, molecular function: xylan 1,4-beta-xylosidase activity; alpha-L-arabinofuranosidase activity.
UCAUGUGACAGUUUGUUAUGAUCGGACAAAAUGGCGAAUGCUAUUGUUGCUUCCUGAAAUUUUAAUUUUAAUAUAUGGCAAUUGCAAUUAUUUAAAAUCGAAAUAAGUUCUGAUUGUAAAAAUAUGAAGUCCAUUUUAAAUUAUUUACUGUUUUUCUUUUUGACUGGACAAUGCGUCACUGACUUCCCAUUUAGAAAUGUUUCUUUGCCUAUUGAGGAAAGGUUGGAUGAUUUGUUAGGACGGCUUACUGUGGCAGAAAUUCUAGAUCAAAUGUCCCAUGGCGGUGGGGGUGGGGACGGCUCACCAGUACCAGCAAUUCCAGAACUCGGUAUAGGCACCUAUUCAUGGGGCACAGAAUGUAUUCAUGGUGAUCAGUCUGGAAAUGCUACAUCUUUUCCCCUCUCCAUUGGACUGGCAGCCACAUUCAACCCUGAGUUGAUGAAGGAAGUUGCAAGUGCCAUAUCAACUGAAGUGAGAGCCAAGAACAAUGAUUUUGUCCGAAGAGGGAUCUUUUCCGGUCAUACUGGACUCAACUGUUUCAGUCCCGUCAUUAAUAUAAUGAGACACCCACUUUGGGGCAGAAAUCAGGAGACUUAUGGUGAAGAUCCUUUCUUGACGGGGGUACUUGCGGCGGAGUUUGUUAAAGGAUUGAUUGGGAACCACUCUCGUUACUAUCGUGCUAAUGCAGUGUGUAAACAUUUUGAUGCAUAUGGCGGACCAGAAGAUCUUCCACAAUCUAGACUUAGCUUCAAUGCUAAGGUACCAGAACAGGAUUUAUACAUGACCUAUCUUCCACAGUUUAAGCAAUGUGUUCAGAGUGGUGCACUAGGUGUAAUGUGUAGUUACAACAGUGUUAAUGGUAUUCCUGCUUGUGCAAACAAAAUGUUGUUGACAGAUAUACUAAGAAAGAAGUGGAAUUUUCCUGGAUUUGUCAUCAGUGAUUCAGGAGCUGUAGAAUUUCUGAUUGUCAACCAUCGAUAUAUUGAGAAUAUUGAGGACGCAGCAGUGGCUUGCGUGAAAGCCGGACUCAAUCUUGAACUACAUCCUGGUAGUUAUGCUAGAGGGGCGUUUGAUUGGUUGAAGUAUGCUAUAGCUGAUGGAAAACUUUCCAAGGAUCUGAUAUUAGAAAGAGUGAGGCCAUUAUUCUUAACAAGAAUGAAACUUGGAGAAUUUGACCCUCCACAUCUGAAUCCUUACAAUGACCUUGACCUCUCUGUUAUACAGAGUGUCCCCCACAGACAAUUAUCUACCCUGUCAGCUAUGCAGUCAUUUGUACUUCUCAAGAAUGAUGGAAUUUUACCUAUCAAGAAAAUAUAUCAAAAAGUUGCGAUUGUUGGGCCGUUUGCUGAUAAUCCAGUACAACAAAUGGGAGAUUAUGGUCCCGAUGUAGAUCUCAAAUACACUAGUACUGUAAGCUCCGGUCUCCUUGGUCUUGGUGAUAAACUGGUAAAUGUGUCGGGGUGUAAGGAUACCUGGUGUGUAGAUUAUGACUCGAAAGCUGUUAUCACUGCUGUACAGGAUGCAGAUUUAGUGGUGUUAUGCCUUGGAACUGGUCCUGCAGUAGAGAGGGAGAAUUUUGACAGGAGGAAUAUGUUGUUACCAGGACAUCAACCACAACUAAUGAAAGAUGUCACGUUGUAUGCCCGAGGAAGAAUUAUUUUAUUGUUAUUUAGCGCUGGUCCUCUAGACAUUAGGUCAGCUCAGCAACCAGUAAUAUCUGCUAUUAUACAGUGCUUCUUCCCGGCUCAAGCAACAGGUGUGGCCCUGUAUCAUGUUCUAACUUUUAGUCAGCCGGAAGCCAAUCCAGCUGGUAGACUUCCAUUCACAUGGUAUACUUCUGAUCAUCAGGUACCUUCAAUGACCGACUACAGUAUGAAAAACCGCACAUAUAGAUACUUUAAUGAUGAUCCUCUUUAUCCAUUUGGCUAUGGUUUAUCGUACACACAGUUUAUGUACAGUGACCUUGAACUUUCACCUACAAAGGUGAAGCCUGGAGAAAAUGUGACUGUGAGAUUUGUUCUGACAAAUGUUGGGGAUGAAGCUGGUGAAGAAGUAACUCAGGUGUAUAUAUCAUGGCUGAAUGCUACAGUGGUAACUCCCAGAUAUCAGUUGGUACAUUUCAAUCGUACAAUGUUCUACAAAGGUUGGACAGUGAAUGCAAGAAUUGAUAUAUUAAGUGAACAAAUGGCAGUGUAUGUACCAGAAAAAGGUUUUGUCAUUGAGCCAGGUGAUAUACGUGUCUAUGUUGGAGGACAGUUACCAAACCAGAAAACCAAAGUGCCAUCUAAUGUAAUACAAGGAAUAUUCACCAUUGUAUGAUCUUUAAAUAAAACUUCAAUCUUUUACUAAUUUGAAGCUAGUCUUAGAUCAGUGCUUUUACACCCCUUCAUUUCAUACAUUAAAUACGUACUCUGUAAUUACACAGAGAAAAGAAAUUCAUUGAGGCAUUUGAUUAUAAUUAUUUUGAUUCCAUUAAAAUUAAUGUCAAACAUUGAUUUUCCUUAAGCACAUAUGUUUUCAGUGUUUUCAUGUUAUAUAUACACUGCUCAAACCAAGAGUAGAUAUGCAAAGUCAUCUGUAUCAUCAAAAAACAUAAAUAGAUGAUGAUUGUGUAAAAACUUAUGUAUGGUAAUUUCUUUUUUCCUAUUUAUCAGAGUUAAAUGGCGUGUCUGUGAAAAAUUAGUUCCAUUCCAAAUAAUAUAAUGAUUUUGAUUUUAGUUUAAGUACAUUUGCUUUAACUUUGAUAUGUCUUUGCCAGUGUACCCCCAUGAAUGAAUGUUAUUGUCAUGUGUAUACAUGCUUUAAAACUUUGUCAUCUGUACCCCCAUGUAUGAAUGUUAUUGUCAUGUGUAACCAUGUUUCACACUUUGUCAUCUGUACCCUUGUGAAUGAAUGUUAUUGUAAUGUGUAUAUAUGCUACAAACUUCAAAUACAAACUUGCAUGUUAUUGUCAUGUGUUCCACAAGUGUAUAUUAAAAUAUUAUUUUCAUUUUUUGGCAUACUAUGUGCUUAAUAUGUACAAUUAAAUAAAUGUAUACAUCUUUGAUAAUAAGCACUUUUGAAAAUGUCAAGUUUUACCAUUGAUCGAUUCAUAGCUAAUUUAACACAUUAUUUUUGUGGUAGUUUCUUUUUGUAAACAUUUUUUUUAUCUCUGUAAUUUUAUAUAUUUUUAUACAAUUAUAAAAAAAAAAACAUGGCAAUGCCAUGAAACCAGGUUUUCAAUUAUCACCAUUGUAGAUAAAUAUGUUGUAGUUGAAAUACAAAUACAAGCAACAAACAAUUUAAUUAUGUGCAAUGUUAAUCAUGAAUAAUGUAGGAGGAAUUGCACACAGAAGUGUUCACUAUAUAAUCUGUAAAAGGGAAAAAAACAAAGGGCCAUAAUAAGGUAAAAAAUUAUCCAAUCACAAAACCCUGACACUAUACGCCAGGGCACUUGAUGACAAAGCUUCUGUGAAAGUUUGGUCAAAAUCCAUUGAGAAAUGUAGGAGUUGAGCACAGUAGAAAUUGUUCAUUAUAUAUUCUGUAUAAGAAAAAAAAAACAAGAGCCAUAAUUAGGUCAAAUAUUAUCCAAUCACAAAACCCCGACAAUAUGCGCCAGGGCACUUUAUGACAAAAGUUCUGUGAAAGUUUGGUCAAAAUCUGUUGAGAAAUGUAGGAGGAGUUGAGUACAGAAGAAAUUGUUUACGCCCGCCCAUCCCUCAAUCUAAUAACCAUUUUUUUCCUUUGACAUACCUCAAUCUUAAAUAACCAGUUUUUUCCUUCGGAAAACCUGGUUAAAAAUAUACAUGUAUAGAGGUACUAGUCUGAUCAUUUUUGCUGUUCGCAUGUUAGAUGGGAGACUUUUUAAUUUGAUGUGAAUUACAACACCAGUAUUUUUUUUUAAUAUUAAAGAGUUAAUGCACCUUGUCCGAGGGUUUCUGUAAAUGUAAAUGCAUGAAAAAAGGUGCAUAACUGCUAUUCUUGCAUAAAAGUAUAUGGCAUUGCCUAAAUCAGUAAUUCUGCAGUGGGUUAUCUGUAUUUCUUAUAAAGAAACCAUAAGUGCUCAAUGUGUCGUUCUUUCUAUGUGCUAAAGUGACGUCAUUUGAUAGUUAUGUUUUAAUAAAAAAAGUACCAGGCCUGUCAUUAAACUGUUUUUACACUGCACACAAGGCAAGCGUAUGGAAAAAAAAAAACAAUGACAGCGCACGGUCACGAGAAUCUGUCCGUUAAUGCAUUUUAUUCUGCCUGUGAAGUUAUUAACACAAAUAAGAUUUAACAUAUACCUGUACCUUACUUUAAAGAAAUUUUUCCAAUGCAUUUUGUGCAUAAUAAGGUUAGAAUGCCUUGUAAUGAAUUAAUCAGUUAAAUGUUAUCAAAUAAUUAUGUUGUAUAUUGCUUAAAUAACUUGUUCAUGGUGCUAAUUGGUUAAUUUUGUGUAUAUAGAUCUGUUCAGAAAUUUUAUAUAUUCCCACUAUAAAAAUUUGAUAUAUAUUAUUUUAUAAAGAAAUGUUAAAUCAAA